This is a messenger RNA of Sphaeramia orbicularis (orbiculate cardinalfish), 1726 nucleotides long. RefSeq names its product solute carrier family 43 member 3a (gene slc43a3a). Bases 62 to 1588 code for a protein of 508 amino acids. Gene Ontology annotation, molecular function: transmembrane transporter activity. The transcript has 13 exons. The record is from RefSeq and is a predicted model, not a curated record. Lineage: Eukaryota; Metazoa; Chordata; Actinopteri; Kurtiformes; Apogonidae. Gene Ontology annotation, biological process: transmembrane transport.
GCCAGGACACCUUUGACCUUUGACCUGUGACAGACCUGGAGAGUCCACGUGAACCCUAACCAUGGAGGGCGGGACCAAGCUGCGCUAUUGGCUGACUCUGUUUUCUGGGAUGCUGGAGUGUCUGUGCUUCGCUGGUGUGGUGUUUGGUUACGCCUCCCUGGUGUUCGUGCUGAAGGCCGACGGUUACUUCCACCACCUGUGUGACCACGACCCAGGAGUCAACGGAACUGGGACCAGUACAGACUGCAGUCGUCAGGAUGAACGCUUCUCUCUGGUCUUCACCAUCGCCUCGUUCCUCAACAACUUCCUGUGUUUCAUAAAUGGCUUCCUGUUUGAUCGGUUCGGUACCAUGGUGACAAGACUUCUGGGAAUAUCUCUGUACACCACUGGGAGUCUACUGGUGGCCUUUUCCAGUCCAGCCUCCUCUGACCUGCUGUUCCCAGCCUUAUCCUGUUUGGCUGUGGGGGGGAUUCUGCUGCUUCUGACCAACAUGCAGGUGGGGAACCUGUUCCCCUCUCAUCGCUCCACCAUCAUCACUCUGUAUAACGGUGCCUUUGACUCCUCCUCUGCCGUCUUCCUCAUCUUUAAGGUUCUGUAUGAAGGGGGCGUGUCUUUGCGCUCCUCCUUCCUGGUCUUGUCCGUCUGCAGUGUCAUUCAUCUGGUCCGGACCCUUCUGCUCAUGCCCAGAUCCCACAUCCCCCACCCUCUGCCCCACAACUACACCUAUGGGCUGAGCUGUGGAAAGGCCAACUCUUACAACGUGGAACAGUUUGAGAAGAUGAGGGACGGUGCACUGACCCAGGGGAGGGGCAGAGGAGACCACCCAUCAGUACCAGCACCUGGGGACACCACCGUGGACCAGGAACCAGGAGAUGGGCGGAGCUUCCGGAGCUGUGUGCUGUCCUGGUUCUUCCUGUUUCACCUGCUGUGGCUGUCCAUCAUGCAGCUCAGACACUACCUGUUCAUUGGUACGCUCAACCCAAGGCUUGUCCGAUUGGCUGGUGACGACGCCCACCGGGUCAGUCAGUUCACCAACGCCUUUGCUGUGACCCAGCUGUGUGGGGUCCUGUGUGCCCCCUGGAACGGACUCAUCAUGGACCGCAACAAGGGGAAGCCCCUGGACCCGGGUGAAGGUGAGCAGGAGGCGGAGCUUCGGUCGUCGUGGUUGUCUCUGUGUCUCACCGUGGUCCAGGGCCUGCUCUUCUCCGUCAGCGCCUCAGUCCCGGUGCUGUGGGUCCAGUACCUAACCUUCGCUCUGCAGGUCCUCAACCGCUCCUUCCUCUACGGAGGAAACGCCGCCUUCAUCAGUAUCGCGUUUCCGUCGUGUCACUUUGGGAAGUUGUACGGUCUGGUCAUGUGUGUGUCGGCUGUGGUGUCUCUGCUGCAGUUCCCCUGCUGCGCCCUGGUGGAGGGGCUGCUGGACGGAGACCCCUUCAUAGUGGACGUGGCUCUGACUCUCCUCACUCUGCUGGCGUUCAUCCAUCCCGUCUACGUUUUCAUCCACUGCAGAAAAUUGAGAGGAACCAGAGAAGACGAGGUCCAGACUGAAGCUGCCAACGGCUGUGGACUCACAGAAGCAAAGGUUUAGAGGUUCUGAGGACCAGGUUCAUGAAGGAUCGGACCUGUUUGAAGGUUUAGGGGUUCUGAGGACCAGGUUCAUGUAGGAUCAAACCUGUUUGAGUUAGUUUGUUCAAGAACAGAGAGAAUAAAGGAAAGAGGUUUUCUA